AUGAAAUCCCUGAACAUCAUGCUCUAUUUGGACGUAAAAUUCAUAAUGCCCCGCCUCUUCGUACGUGUAUGUUGGGGACAGCGCGAUAUCGAUCACGUGCCAUCACCUUAUUUUCCUCCGCGGCGAGUCGGUGAUAUGCUACUUCGACUUGGAAACAAGCGACCGGACAUGCCCCGACCGACCUUGGUCCUUGACGGACUUUGGUACUCACUAUGCCCAGCAUUUACUCCGCGAUCGCUCAAUCCCACCUUAGCACUCCUGCGCCGGAAGAAGCACAGCUCCAACUCGAGGUCUUUUGCGCCACCCGUCAGCUGUGUAGGAGCCAACAGACCCCGACAGUACCACAGCGGCAACGGCAAUGAUAACGGCAGAGUCGCGUCUACCCAAAUCCCUUUCAGCCCCCGAAUUGCGAUCCCAAAUGAUACCCCGACGAGCGCCUCGCCUUCCGAACCCGGAUCCUUGUCCACGGACUUGGAGGAGCACCACUCAACUCCAGAUAUACUAGACGAAACAAGAGAGAAGGAGCUCCACCGUCAAUUUAAACGGGCCGGGAAAGUGCCGGGGGUGUUGGAGUCGCUCCCAACUUCGUUUUUAGAAAGAAAACUGCAGGAGGAAAUGGCGGAGAGACCUUCCAUUCCUCGGGCGAUGCAUUUCUUAGAGGUAUUGAUUCGAGAUCGUCAAGUUCGACCAACUGCCCGUCACUAUAAAGCCUUGAUCUUGGCGAAUUGCGAUGCCAAAUAUGGAUCGUACUUGGCUGUUCAGCUCUUGCUAGAAGAGAUGAAGGAGAAUGAUAUUGCGCUGGAUUCGGGCACACUCCAUGCGGCUAUUCAGACUCUCGCUGUACAUCCAAACUACAUUCUACGCGUUCAAGUACUUGAUCAGCUUCGAGAUCGGUGGCUUACCCUCAGUCCUGCGGGCUGGCACUUCGUGGUGGCGGGCCUCGUACGAGAGCGGCAAUUCGAAAUGGCAUUUGACCAUCUUGAAAUGAUGGAACGGAAACAUAUACCAAUCGAGAAUUGGUUGCACAGUUUGGUGAUCUAUCAUCUUUGUGAAUAUAAAGCGGUUGAUGAAGUAUACCGCCUGGUGCGAAGAUGGGUUGAGCAAGGCCAUGACAUGACGGAGCAGCUCUGGUCCCACAUGCUCUGCAAGGCUGGUGAACACCGGCACCUUGGAUUGACAUGUUAUGUCUGGGAGAGAAGAGUCAAUCUCGGGUACUUACAUCCCUCGCAAGACACCUGCUCCGAUGCCCUGCGUGUGGCAGCGAAGUUUGGAGAUCACAAACUGGGGCAGGCCGUGUUCCGUUAUUACCAAAAUUCCGGUAUUGAGCCGGGCCCCGGAGACUAUGACCGACUCAUUAAAUCUCUCCUGAUCAAUGGAUCGGACGGCGAUCUUUUUGCGGCGUUCGAGGCACUCUGCACCAUGCAUGAAGCUGGGGUUCAGCCCCGAGACACGACAUUAAACCUCUUCUACACCUACCUAGUCACAGGUCAUAUUGACCGUUUGGAGGCGUGGAACAUGCUGAAACGCCUCAAGAACGCCAAACGAACAAUCCACAUUGGUGCUGUCGAGGCGAUUGCUGAAGCAUGGAAGCACGGUGCGAGGAGUGCGCCGGCGCUCGUUGACGAGGCUUUGAACUGCUACCGGGAACUCUAUACCCUCUGCCCCGAAGGCGCAAGUGUCAAGGUCUACAAUUCGUUGAUCAACAUGUGUCGACGUGCACAGAAUCUUGGAUCGGGCAUGUUCUUGGUGAAAGAAAUGGCCUCCCUCGGCGUGGUCCCGAACAAUGCGACUUUCGACUUCAUCAUCCAGAUGUGCCUCGACGCCGGCAACUUCCGGUCCGCUUGGAUGUAUCUCCAAGACAUGCUGAAACGAGACUUCGCCCCAACGCAGAGAACUCGGCAGUAUACCCAGGAGGUCUGCGCCAAGUCACUGGAUGAAUAUUCUCUCAAGUUACAAUAUCAUCCCAGCCUUCAACCCACCUCCCAGCCCACCCCCGAGCCGGUCAAGCCGGCCAAACCGGCCAAACGUGAAUGGGUGGAAUGGACCAAGGGCCCCAAGCCUUCCAAGAAUACGCGUCGGCGGCGAAGAAGAAUGAAAGCCGAACGUGAAGCUGAACGCGAAGCCCGACGUGAAGCUGCCAAGGAGAAACAGGGCAUCGCGUUGUCGGCCUUGUCGGGUCUAUUUUCAGACAAGGUUUCGUUCGGGGACAAGUAG
Penicillium argentinense is the source of this 2214-nucleotide messenger RNA. RefSeq names its product pentatricopeptide repeat protein. Gene Ontology annotation, molecular function: protein binding. The record is from RefSeq and is a predicted model, not a curated record. The transcript has 2 exons. Lineage: Eukaryota; Fungi; Ascomycota; Eurotiomycetes; Eurotiales; Aspergillaceae. The coding region runs from base 1 to 2214 and encodes 737 amino acids.